ACUGUAUGCGUGGGCAGGGAGCAUGGUGAGCCGCUCUGGAGUCUCAAAAGGGAUUAUCUGCAAGGCUGUGAUUAUUUAAACCACGCAACUGAUUUGAGCUUUUUGCAAUGGGAGAUCGGAAAUCUAAAAUCCCAACUAGAUCAUAUGGGGGACUCUCUCACAAAGGCUGAGGAAAAGGUUCAGGCUCAGAUAGAUUUGCUUAAUAAACAGGAGGAGGACAGUGCUCUUCAGAGGGAGCUCCUGCAGCAACAACUGUCUGCUUCUGAAGAGGAGGUAAAGAAGAUAAAGGAAGAGAUCCAGUCCAAAGAGGAACAGAUGAUCCUGCUAAAGACUGAGAGCUCAGAGCAGUCUGAUUUGCUACAUCAAGAGAUCCAAUGUUUAAGGAAACAGGUGGAGGCUCUUGGCUCCUCACUAAGGAUGGCUGAGGAGCAGCUGCAAUCCAAGGAAGAUCUGUUGUCUCAGCAACAAGCUGACUUGACACAAAAAGCAAAAGAGAAUGCUGAGGUCUAUGAAAAAUCUCUGACUGAGAUAAAGGCUGAGAGCUCCAAACAGUCAGAUACUCUCCAGCAUAAGAUCCAGAAUCUGAAAGGGGAAGUGCAAAUCAUUUCUCUAAAACUUCUGACUACAGAACAGAAGUUACUUGAAACUGAGCAGGAGUCUGCUCAGAAGAUAAACCUCCUCGAGCAGCAGCUUGUGUCAGUAAAUGCAGAGCUGAAUCAACACAAAGAGACACGGGCUGCAAACCUCAAGCUAAAGGAGGCUGUGCAACAGUUGCAGGUUUCCACACUCAGGGAGAAGGAGGCUCUUGUUGAGCAAAAAGAAGCCCUAGUGGACAGGAUACUUCAGGCAACAAACGAUUAUGAAGCUCUGGAGAAACGAGUUGAAGCCAUAGUGUUUGAGAAGGAGAGACUUGCUCAAGCCAAGCAGGCCAUUGAAAGAGAGAACAUAGCUUCCCGUAAACUGGUGUCUGUGCUGCAGCAGGAGGUGGAACUGUUGAAAAUGGAGAAGGAGAAACUUUUGAAAGAGAGAGAAAAAUCUGAAGAAAUUGAGCUGAUCAAGAGAGGCCUACAGGAACAACUUGCAGCUAAAUCAGAGGCUGCAGAACACUACAAAGCUCAGAUGGAGAAUGCUGUGAGUCAUUACAAUGGCAAGAAGCAGCUUCUUCAAAAAAGCCAAGCAGAAGUGGAUGAACUCAAACAUUCCUUAGAGGUUAAAGACCGUGAAGUAAAGGCUAUUGUCAUGGAGAAAAAGCUGCUUCAGCUCGACCUGGACAAGGCCCAAACCAAUGAGAAGAAACUUUUGAGCCUAGUGGCCAGUUUGGAGGCACAGCUGGCCUGUGCUGACCAAACCCUGCGAGCUCAGAAUAAGAUUCAUGGCGGUGCAACAGAGUCGUGUUACUUGGAGGUUCCCAACACACUCUCAAGUGUUUGCACUGGUACACACGUGAAGAGGACCAUGAGCUCUGACAGCCUGGACCAGAGCUCCCUGGAAGACUCCCUGAACACCACAAGGAAACUUUCAGCACCUGGUGAAUCCAGCACACCUCUUGUUCGCAGUUCAGAACGUUUGGCAGCCAAACGUCGGGGUCUGCAGGCUGAGUCACUGGAAACCUUGUACUUUACACCAAUAAACACCAGACAGACCAACAGAACUACAACAAAUCACAAUGUAGAACUGGAUUCAGCCUGCAAAAAUCCAUCUUCAUCCGUCAAACGACGCAGGACCACACAGGUUAUAAACAUCACCAUGACCAAGAAAACUCCAGGUUGCAGUGAAGGUGAUGAGACUUUCUACAGCUUGCCUUCUGCUCGCUCUCAACCAAACCUCUCCAAUGCCCACUCUGCACGGCCCGUGUCUAUGGAGCUGUUUGACACACCUGCCGGGAUGACCACUGAUGCCAGUGACCAGCUCAUUGGCCUUCCUGGGUAUAGACGGAGCACAAUUCAUUCACAGACCGCUGGAACAUUCUGUGUGGGAACAGAGAAUGAGCCUGAUGGUGCACCUGAUGAUUGGCUGAGGAUUGCUGAGCUGCAGGCCAGGAACAAAGCCUGCCUUCCUCAUCUAAAGAGCAGCUAUCCUGUGGAGUCUGAGACUGGCCGUGGUGGUGCAUUCAUUUUCACAGAUGAUGAACUCCGUACAGGAGACCCAUCAGACACAAUCCGUAGAGCGACCAUGAACCCCGGCCAGCUCCACGACUCCCUUGCCUCCCACCGCCAGUCUCUCAUGCUGGGACAGGCAGGUGCUGCAGCCGGGACUCGUUCUCACCGGCUGUCCUUGAUGCCAGGCCAGCUGUCAUCCAAAACUGUCAGCUCAUCUCAGAUCAGAAGCCCAAAAGGCACAAAGCGGUCGACAAUGUCUGUGUAUCAAGUUUCCCCUGAGAAAAAGACAAAGACCAGCUGCUUCCCUCAUCCACUCACUCCCAAAAAUAAGAAUAUGAGUAGUGGACAUUCAGGAUCUCAUCUUCAACCCAUCCUCAGUCCAGCUGACCGGAGGCAGUCAAUGAUGUUCACUAUUGACAACACCCCCAAAAAGAACAACUACCUAAAGAAAGGCCUGAACAAACUACGCAGCUCCACCCGGAAAUCUCCAGGCACAAGUUCAAAGAAAUCACCUGCUCCCUCAAGUGCACGCAAAGGCCAGGAAAACCUGCCGUCAGGAGUUUAUCGUGCUGGAGUAGGACGAGCUGGCAGAGUUGGCAACUUUAAGUCACCCCAAGUGCCAACUAAAGGACUGAGGAAAUCCCCACAAACCUCCAGCAGGUCUGCGAAGUCUCCAGGGCUGACAGCCAGCGCUCGCAAGAUGAUGAGCAGGAUGAAAGUUUGAGGACUCUUUGCGGAUCGGAGUUGUGAUCAUCUACAGUUUGACCUGAUCGUACUUUCUUUUGUUGUUGUUUUUAUUUCACAAACACAUUAUGAUUUUACUGUUUGUCCGUUGGGGCUCUUUUGCAAUCUUCUUUUUAAUCUACCUUGUAUUUUUUCUGUAUUUCUGUACUUUUCUGUAUUAUAUUUACAUAUUUCAAUUAAACGAUUUAAUGGAAAGCCUACAA
Acanthochromis polyacanthus (spiny chromis) is the source of this 3046-nucleotide messenger RNA. It is a transcript of the gene numa1, whose product is annotated as nuclear mitotic apparatus protein 1. Gene Ontology annotation, molecular function: microtubule binding. Gene Ontology annotation, cellular component: centrosome; spindle pole; spindle microtubule. The transcript is spliced from 12 exons. Gene Ontology annotation, biological process: establishment of mitotic spindle orientation. NCBI's taxonomy places the organism in Eukaryota, Metazoa, Chordata, Actinopteri, Pomacentridae. The coding region runs from base 145 to 2823 and encodes 892 amino acids. The record is from RefSeq and is a predicted model, not a curated record.